AUGGCGCAAACCGUCGGUGCCGAUAGCCUAGUUGACAUGGCCCGUCGAGCCUGCACUCGUUUCGGCGCAAGAAUCACAGAUAUCGGCGAUCUGAGAUAUGAGUUAAUCCGACCAAUGCUACUUCGAGUCGAAAGUCCCGAGAAAUUGUACCAACUUGAACAGAACUCCCCUCAGAUCAUCGGCAGAGACGGAGAGAUCUGGUUGAGUUUCAUCAGACGCGACAUUCCAGACUGGGAACAAAAGCGUCACGAACCCAAAGAUCCCAAGAAUUGGUACAAGGUCUACCGUAAGCUGAAGAAGGAAGCAGAGGAGAAUGCCAUCGCCGAUGAGGCAGUACUAAAGGCAGCACUGGCCAACAUCAAUAAUGAGAAGGAGCAGAAUGUCGCUCAAAUGUCAACCAGAACUAUUCUUCAUCAAGAGCCAGGGCGAAGAGCAAGGAUAUAUCACAAUUAUGUCAGUGGAAAGACUGGGAGCAAAGGUGCCAGCAAGAUGACACUGAUGGAGAAGAUUCGGAAAGAGGCCAGAGACUCCAGAUCAUCGAAGAUGAACAAACCCAUGCACGAGCUGAAGAAGCGGUCGACCACUGUUGCGAGGCCUCCAAUGCAGUUCGUGGAAGAUUUGAAGAAACGGCCGACACCGAUUCCACAAAUGUCUCCACCGCGCAAGGUACAACCAAGGGCCCCUCGACCACCAAUGCACGGACGCAGACCAAUUGAACCACCUACCGGUGCACCUUAUGAUCUCACUGUCGAUCGAGAAGCAAGGUUGCGUGCACUCAAGAACGGGACUUUGAAUCCAACGGAAAGCAAAGGGGAUAAAGCAAGCGGAGACUUGACGGCAGACUUCCUGGAGGAUUCUGAUGACGAUGCUCCUCAAAAAGGCAAACCGUCAUCUGGAUUGCUGAACGUAUUGAAUGAUCUCGACCGGCCUCGAUCGGCCAGUCCAAUGAAGCUGACACCACAACCACUCACCUUGAAGAGAAAACAGCCACCCUCACUAUUUGUUGCAGCGCCAAAGAGGGUUGCGAGGAAACCAGGCAUAUUUUAG
Messenger RNA from Exophiala bonariae, 1047 nucleotides. RefSeq lists its product as uncharacterized. The coding region runs from base 1 to 1047 and encodes 348 amino acids. NCBI's taxonomy places the organism in Eukaryota, Fungi, Ascomycota, Eurotiomycetes, Chaetothyriales, Herpotrichiellaceae. Gene Ontology annotation, cellular component: elongin complex; nucleus. Gene Ontology annotation, biological process: transcription elongation by RNA polymerase II. The record is from RefSeq and is a predicted model, not a curated record. The transcript is spliced from 2 exons.